GAGUUAGUUGCCAAGCCAUAGAUUACUAGAAACAUCGCCAGGUGUUCGUUCACUUGUUCACUUGAGCUACGAAAGCCUUUGCAAGCUAUCAUGUUGGUGUGGUUGGUCUUGUUUUUCACUUUGGGCUUUUUCUGGUGUCAAAAGACUGCACCGAGACCUUACUUUGGUAUUUACAACAGACCAGGAAAAUGGUUCUAUCUCAAGGCCAUUUUCAUCUAUCUGAGCAUUCAAUGGCGAAAAUAUCAAGCCAAACAAAAAGAACGAAGUGAUGCCCGAGGAAACGAACAGGCUGGUUAUGGUGUGAGCUCUUGCAAGGAUAUCUUGAGCAUGGAGAGGGCCCAGCCGUUAUCUAACCACCCUCUGGCCAUUGAUGCGAUCUUGUUCAGUUCCAGUGGCAAAGAUGGGUCGUAUUUGGUAGCAGCACAAGCUCGCCGACAACUUCGGAUGAACAACACCAUUUUUUGCUUGCGAAUUCCAAGUGUGGGUGUCCUAGUUCAUCCCAAGCACCCAGACACCACCAUGUUUACCGAUUGUGAGAACUCUUGGCACGUCGAGGGACUUCAAAUGGAUUUAGUGGAUCCCAUGAAGAAGUGGAAGCUGUCUUACCAAGGGCCUAUGCUUCACCAAUCGAAAGGAACUACCCAUCAAGUGACGUUAAAAGCCGAGUAUACUUCCAAUUUUCCAUAUUUUGAUUUCGAUUCCGAUAUGGACCCAUGGACCAUUGCCAAGGCCAUGGCCAGGGAGCCGUGGUCAAAGGCCUACUUCGAAAACGUCCGCAAGGCCCACCAGAACCAUUACGAGCAACUGGGUGAGAUCCAUGGAAGCGUGAAAAUUGACGCCAUCGAAUAUCCUCUCAAUUUACAUGUGAUGCGAGACCAUACUCACGGAUCGAUUAGGGAUUGGAGGCUUAUGCACAGAUACGGAAUCCAAAGCUUCACCACAGAGAAUGGAUUCAGAGGGUUCUUGGGAACUGUGUGUCAACCUGGAACGUUUUCCAACCUGGAACUGGGUUACGUGAUGACAUCGGACGGCCAAUGCGCUCCAGUUGAAGAGGUAGACCUGCCUUUAUGGGCUCAUGGGGAAGGAGGACAACAUCCUGAGGACUUUGCAUUCCGGUUCAAGGCUCAAGGAAUCUGGCAUGAGAUACAAGUAAAAGUGUUGGAUUCCGUGGAAGUGUUCAUGGGUUGGGAAUGGGAGGGUCGAGUUUUGGAGCGCUUUUGUCGGUACACGGUGGAUGGCGUGCCUGGUUGGGGUGUCUCUGAAUGGCACUUUAGACACCGAGGCGGACGACCCAAAGAGUUGGCCGCCAAAGACCCAGAAUAUACCCAAAAUGUGGCCAAGUUCCCCUCAGGCGACGAAUGAAGACUGAACACUGGCUUUUAGAAAAAUGUUUAUUUCGUCAAUCAUGUCGGCUAUAAACUAGGAUGAUAUAUUGAGAGAAGAAAA
Molecule: messenger RNA, 1446 nt
Organism: Tigriopus californicus
Lineage: Eukaryota; Metazoa; Arthropoda; Copepoda; Harpacticoida; Harpacticidae
Exons: 9
Coding region: 91-1362 (423 amino acids)
Source: RefSeq, a predicted model, not a curated record